AUGACUGCCAUGACAGACGCAGACCCAGUGGACGCGAGGCCCCACACGCCUUUGUGGACCUUGAAGGCAUGUCAGCUGCUUGGAUCAGCUGCGUGGGCAUGUUUCGGCCGAUUUAUCAAUGUCUUUUGGUCGGACAUUGGUGUCACACGCACGGAGGUUGGUAUCUUGAGCUUGUCCAACUUGGUGGCAGCCUUCAUAGGUCAACUCUUUUGGUCUAUGGUCACCGAUAGAUUGGGAGAGUACAAACGAGUCUUGGUGGGCACGUCCCUUGCAGGGACGGUGAUCAUCUUCUUUAACAUGGUCCCUGCAGUCCAGAGCAGCUUUUGGUUGUUGGCAGCUGUUUCUGUGAGCUCUUCCUUUUUUCUCUCCACAGGCGGUCCAAUCAUCGAUGCAAUGUGCGUCUCAGUCUUGAAAGAGCAGGAGAGUGAGGAGCAAUAUGGCGACCAACGUCUGUGGUGUGCUGUGGGUUGGGGUGGCAUGAGCCUCAUAGCAGGUCAAUUGAUCGACACCUUUGGCAUUUCCUUCAUGUUUUGGGGAUUCGCUUCAAUCCAGUCGAUGUAUUUGAGCGUGUGCUUGUUUUACAUGCCCAUGGCAAAAGACCGCGGCCAGCAGAAUGAACAGACAGUGAGUCUGAAGCAGUUCUUGACCUUUGAUGUGGCUUGGUUCUUUGCCAAUCUCUUUGUGUACGGCCUGGCAAUGUCGGUGGUCGAGAAUUUCUUGCUGGUUUUCCUGAAUGAGGACUUUGACAACACUCCAAAGCUGCUCCUGGGAGCAAGCACCGCCAUGAUGUGCUUCUUUGAAGUUCCAGUCUUCAAGUAUGUGGAGAAGGUUUGGGCCAACAACAAAGAUAGACUUACAUCUGUCCUCAUGGCAUGCAAAGUUGUUUUGGCUUUUCGUUGCAUUUGCUACACUCUGCUUCCAGCUAGCAAUCCGUGGCUGGUACUUUUAAUCGAACCCUUGCAUGGCUUCACAUUUGCUGCGAUGUGGUCUGCCACCGUGGAGUAUGGCCAACGAAUAGCUCCUCCUGGCUGCGUUGCUCGAAUGCAGGCCUUGGUGAACGGUCUCUACAGUGGGGUGGCUAUGGGCCUUGGCACUGCCAUGUGGGGUCCUUUGGUGAUGCAACCGCCAAAAGGCUCGGGCUUUUGGAAUUGCUUUCGACUCGAUGCUGCAGCCAUUGUAAUUUGGGGCAUCAUUUGGCAGAUGGGUCUGAUGAUCAGACGCCGAAGCAAGGCAGCCAGAAGUGCUGCCAUGAUCACCGCUGAACAGCCUUUAGCUGAGAUUACCCCCAGCGCGUAG
This is a messenger RNA of Cladocopium goreaui, 1296 nucleotides long. Lineage: Eukaryota; Dinophyceae; Suessiales; Symbiodiniaceae. The record is from the annotation of a GenBank genome assembly.